This is a messenger RNA of Truncatella angustata, 1686 nucleotides long. RefSeq names its product major facilitator superfamily domain-containing protein. Gene Ontology annotation, biological process: transmembrane transport. The coding region runs from base 1 to 1686 and encodes 561 amino acids. The transcript is spliced from 3 exons. Lineage: Eukaryota; Fungi; Ascomycota; Sordariomycetes; Amphisphaeriales; Sporocadaceae. The record is from RefSeq and is a predicted model, not a curated record. Gene Ontology annotation, cellular component: membrane. Gene Ontology annotation, molecular function: transmembrane transporter activity.
AUGGAUAGAGACCACAACGUUCGCGUGUCGCAGGAUGGCGAUGGGACGCCUCUCGGUCGGCGAACCUCGGCUUUGGAAGAGGCAACCACAAUGGCACCUCCAGCUGGUUUUCCCGGCAUGCCUAUAACCACGCGUCGCCGAAGCACGGCUUCAUGCAUGGCACAAGAUGGUGAACGUCCGGAGGACCUCGAUGCUCUGGUGCGCAGUGCCUCGGCCAUCAGCAGGCACCAUUCGCGCGAGGCGCGCGACAACGUUUUUGAGCUGCCUCAGAUCCAAAGGCCACGGGUUGCGAAGCCAGGCCCCGUCGGCACAAUUCGCGAGGUGCCGUCAAACCUCAACACGCCAGUUACCACUCGCCCUCCAACACCGUCAGGAGGCUUCUCUGGAGACUACCCCCCUACGGUGCCGCAGCCACCAGCAUCUGGUUCUGGAACCGCCACGCCGGCUGAAUACGAGACGGGCGCCAACCAGGCCUAUCCUGAUGCCAGAGUGAUUAAGUCGUGGCGCGGAGCCAUGAUAUUAUUCUGUACGUGCGGCGCGCAGCUGAUGGACAACGUGUUCAUGACGGGUGUCAACAUUGCUCUCCCGGCCAUCCAGAAGGACUUCGACGUCAGCCCAGGCGACCUGCAAUGGCUGAUCUCUGCCAAUUACUUCGUCACGAGCGACCGUACACUCGCGCUCACGAUUUUCGCGUCGGCGGGUGCGGUCGGGUUUUGCCUCGGACUGAUUUUUGGAGGGUUUCUCUCCUCGUCCCUGGGCUGGCGCUAUAUCUUCUACGUUCCUAUCGCUGUGACGGGAACUGUUGGGAUUGUUGGCUGGGUCGUUCUUCCGAAAGACAGGUUAGAAGGCCAAGCUCGUCCCACGCUCGGUUUCGCUGGUGCUGGUCUCUCAACGGCAGGUCUGAUCCUCCUCAGCUUCGUGCUGUCUAGUGGUGGGGAGUAUGGCUGGGGCAAAGCUUUCAUCAUCGUUCUCUUGGUCUUGAGCGUCGCGAUGAUUGCUGCUUUUGCAUAUGUCGAGAAGAAGGUUUCGAAUCCCAUCAUGCCUUUAUCGUUGUGGAAGCUGGACAAUUUCGCCGCCUUGUGGAUCGGUGGUUUCGUUAUGUACGGUGGUUAUCAGACGACAAUCUACUACACCACUCUCAUAGCCCAGGAGGUCAACGAGCUCAGUGCAGGUUCGACCGCGAUCCGCUUCCUUCCCAUGGCGGCUGUCGGGUUCAUCACGAGCCUGGGAAUGUCCCGGAUGGUCGAGCGCUUCAACACCAAAUACCUACUGAUUAUAGGCAUGGCCAUUUGCGCCGUGGCUCCGAUUCCCUCGGCCCUCAUCAAGCCCGAAGACAUCGAAUUUUGGAAACACGUGUUCCCCACGACAGUCAUUAGCGUCUUUGGCACCACCAUUGUCUACUGCACCAUCACCGUCGUGCUUCUCGCUUCGGUGCCCCUCAACGUCAAGAGCCUCUGUGGCGGCAUGAUCAACACGGCAUUCCAGAUCGGCAGUGGUGUUGCUCUGGCGCUUGCGAGUGCCAUCGUGCAGGCUGUUGACACGAACAAGGGUCACGGAAAGCUGCAGCAGUAUGGCACAGGAAUGUGGUGCUGCGUUGGUCUGGCUUGUGUCGGCAUGGUAGCGAGCGUGUUCGGAGUCAAGAACGUUGGCAGGCCGCAUGGUGGCGGCCCAAUCAUGGCUCAUUAA